CCUCCGUCCGCUCGCCCCCGCGAGAAGUGGGAGCUGAGUUCUCGCGAGACUCCGGCGCUGCCGCAGAAGGAGCAGCUUCGUCGCGCUGAGGAAGAAGGCAGGCGAAGGCGACACCGAAGGGCGCCGGAGGCUCGGUCGCCCGCCUCGUGCUCCUUCCUCCUCCUCCUCCUCCUCUCUCGUCUCCCCUCCCCUCCCCUCUCCUCCCUCGCCGGCCGCCCCCGCGUCCCCUGCCCCGCUCCUCCUCUUCCUCCUCCGCUCGCGGACCCGCCGGGACGAUGCUGCGGGGCCCAGCCACCCUGCCCGCGGCCCUCUCGCUCCUCCUGGCCACAGCAGGGAGCCUCUUGCCGACGCCGGUUGGUGCGCAGAACGCUGGGUUUGUCAAGUCGCCUAUGUCAGAGACUAAACUCACAGGGGACGCCUUUGAGCUGUAUUGUGACGUGGUUGGGAACCCCACUCCAGAGAUCCAGUGGUGGUAUGCUGAAGUCAACCGGGCUGAAUCUUUCAAACAGCUAUGGGAAGGUGCUCGAAAGCACCGUGUCGCCAUUAACACUGCCUACGGGGUGAAUGGCGUGAGCGUGCUGAGAAUCACUCGUCUUACCUUGGAAGACUCUGGGACAUAUGAGUGCAGGGCCAGCAACGAUCCCAAAAGGAAUGACUUGAGGCAAAAUCCUGCCAUAACGUGGAUCCGAGCCCAGGCUACUAUAAGUGUCCUUCAGAGUUCAGAAGUAUUGAGGAGAAUCUGUGAAACUGUCUUCUAGUUCUUCUGAAAACAAGCCUG
Python bivittatus (Burmese python) is the source of this 778-nucleotide messenger RNA. Lineage: Eukaryota; Metazoa; Chordata; Lepidosauria; Squamata; Pythonidae. The record is from RefSeq and is a predicted model, not a curated record.